Molecule: messenger RNA, 1768 nt
Organism: Vanessa atalanta (red admiral)
Lineage: Eukaryota; Metazoa; Arthropoda; Insecta; Lepidoptera; Nymphalidae
Product: opsin-1-like
Exons: 9
Coding region: 181-1317 (378 amino acids)
Biological process (GO): G protein-coupled receptor signaling pathway; phototransduction; visual perception
Cellular component (GO): membrane
Molecular function (GO): G protein-coupled receptor activity
Source: RefSeq, a predicted model, not a curated record
CGAAAGAUCGAGUAGCCUCCGCAACGCCUUGGCAUCCUCGCCAGAGAUUGGUUAUAGCAAACUAAAGACUGGAGUAGUUCGUGAAGCGAUUUUCUUCAGUAUUUUUGGUAUUAACCAUCUCGGGGCGAUCUACCCACUCUAUUCCCUUUUUUAAUUUAAGCACAUACUUUUAGGAACACAAUGGCAAUCACAAGCUUGGACCCUGGUGCGGCCGCUCUUCAGGCGUGGGGCGGUCAGAUGGCAGCCUUCGGCAGCAAUGAGACUGUCGUCGACAAAGUUCUACCAGAUAUGCUGCAUCUAGUUGACCCCCACUGGUACCAAUUCCCACCCAUGAAUCCGCUAUGGCAUGGCCUCCUCGGAUUUGUGAUCGGGAUUUUGGGCUUCAUUUCCAUCACAGGCAACGGAAUGGUCAUCUACAUCUUCACAACCACAAAGACCCUCAAAACACCAUCAAACAUCCUCGUCGUAAACUUAGCAUUUUCGGACUUCCUCAUGAUGUGUGUAAUGUCACCUCCUAUGGUGGUCAACUGUUACACCGAGACAUGGGUAUUCGGACCACUAGCGUGUCAGCUAUACGCGUGUGCCGGAUCCUUAUUCGGAUGCGCCUCUAUCUGGACCAUGACGAUGAUUGCUUUCGACCGCUACAACGUGAUCGUAAAAGGAAUUGCCGCCAAACCUAUGACAAUCAAUGGCGCUAUGCUUCGAGUGCUGGGAAUCUGGAUGUUCUCAUUGGCAUGGACCGUUGCGCCCAUGUUCGGAUGGGGCCGAUAUGUACCUGAGGGAAACAUGACCGCCUGUGGAACUGACUAUCUUGACAAGAGCUGGUUCAACCGCAGCUACAUCUUAAUCUACUCCCUUUUCUGCUACUUCUCGCCUCUCUUCCUCAUCAUCUACUCCUACUUCUUCAUUGUGCAGGCGGUAGCAGCUCACGAGAAGGCGAUGAGGGAACAGGCCAAGAAAAUGAACGUUGCUUCUCUCAGGUCAUCUGAUGCGGCUAACACAAGCGCUGAGUGCAAAUUGGCUAAGGUUGCUUUAAUGACCAUCUCACUGUGGUUCAUGGCAUGGACUCCAUACCUUGUCAUUAACUAUGCUGGUAUCUUCGAAACUGCCACGAUCACUCCUCUCGCUACUAUCUGGGGCUCUGUCUUCGCCAAGGCUAAUGCUGUCUACAAUCCUAUUGUAUACGGUAUCAGCCACCCGAAAUACCGUGCGGCUUUGUACGCGAGGUUCCCAGCCCUUGCUUGCCAGCCCUCACCCGAAGAUAACGCCUCGGUAGCCUCCGCCGCCACCGCCACCGAAGAAAAACCAUCAGCGUGAACACUACGACGUCCAAGAUCGACUACCUACCAAUGGCCUUACGCUCGUUCGGAAAAUGAUUCUGCCAACGCGAUGUUCUUUAUUAUUUUUAUACGUGAAAAUUUACUGUACAAAGUUAUCUCGAGCACAGAGCGCGAGCUCUACAAAAUAUUCGGAUAUUAAAGUUUUUAGUUUGUUACUUACUUCAGCAUAUUUUGAGUUCGCGUUUUGUGCGUCUAUUUGAACAUUGCACACAUUUCUUAUGCCUUUGCUUGUAACACUGGCCGGCGGCAUAAAAAAUACAAAAAAAAAUACAUAAAAGGGAACAAUGUCGCUAGGCCGCCCUGUGAACCAUGAGACUGCUCCCAAUUAGUAAAUAGGUAACGCAACGGAAUCUAAACGACGGAAAAGAUGCAAUGUAUAUUGGACAAAUAAAGUUUAUGACUGGCAAAGUGGUUUAUGACCACAUAAA